Molecule: messenger RNA, 2774 nt
Organism: Pseudovirgaria hyperparasitica
Lineage: Eukaryota; Fungi; Ascomycota; Dothideomycetes; Acrospermales; Acrospermaceae
Exons: 4
Coding region: 108-2462 (784 amino acids)
Source: RefSeq, a predicted model, not a curated record
CGACUGCUUCAACUUCCAGUCUCUUCAAUUCUCAUAUCCACUUACCUUCUGACAUCCAUUGUCACAACCUACAGAGCAAACCGUCUCGUCGUCGACGUCGUUCCAAAAUGGCGCAACAGCCAGGCUGGAUUCCGCCUCACCUUCGCGUGAUUCAGGCGGCCCAGCAAGCUCGCAAGGAGCAAGAGAAGCUUUCGCAGUCGAUUCCAUCCCAUCUUCGAGACAAGCCGAGCAAUGACUACGGUGUACCUGUUGCUGUCAAGGUUCCUCCUGUCAGAGCUCAUCAAGCCACUACAAGCAAAUUCGUUCCACCUCAUCUUCGAAAAAAGAUCCACAACGAUCACGGUAAUUCUGUGACUGCUGAGACCAAUAGUUUGCCUAUUCCAGUUGCUACCGAGAUGCAGUCUUCUCAGUCGAUCCAACCUCUUCUUGCUAGCAAUUGCCCAAACCAUGGUUUGACAGCCCCUCCUACCAACAGCGCUCCGUCCGUUCAGGUUGCGGAAAAGCCGCAGCCAUCCGGAUACAUACCACCUCAUCUUCGCCAUAAAGCCCGGCAAGCUGCCGUCAAGACUCCAGCUCUAGCAGCAGAGCCUCCGGUACAGCGCAAGAAGUGGGUCAUUGAGCCUCUACGCAACAAAUCACCCUCUCCUGUCACAUCUUCAGUGCCUCCGCUUGCACCCGAGCCUGAUUCUGUUUCCCCUUCGCCCGAAUCUGCUACCAGCCCUUCACAACUGCCACCUCACCUCCGCUACACGACUCAGCAGGGCGCGAUCAAGACCACAGCACCCGUAGUGAAGCCCCCAGUCCAGCGCAAGAAGUGGGUGGAUGAGCCUCUUUACAACAACACGACACCUUCGCGUACAAGACCACCAAUGAGGCAUCCGCUUUCUCCUAAACGUGAGCCUGGCACAAGUUCCUCAGUAGAGCAACUUGCCAGCAACAAGACAUCAGCGAAGAAGACUGGCACUACUGCACUCACGUCCCCAACUCAACACAAAACUGUCAACUUGGAUGCUGUCUAUCGUGGGUGGGCAAACCGUAGGUCUGAAGAGAAGAAACAGCCUGUACAUGUCAAGAAAACCGCUCGAGAGAAACGCGGGUGGCCCAAGAAUCCUAGGCCGCGAGUUAAGACUCCCGACAGCAAUGCUUGGGGAUCUGGCGACUGGGAAAAGCCAAAUCCUGGAGGUGUCGAGAUCGAAGUCCAUGGCGGUCAAGAUCCUGAUUAUGAUAUUCGCCAACUCACUGACUGGAAUGGCGACUGGCUUCCUGCACCAGUUGAAUGGGAGAACCGUCGAGGCUUUCGUCACCGUGGUGGAAAUUUCUCUCAGUGGAUGCACACCUGGGGGACCGAUCAUGCCAACAACCACAAAGUCGCAGUCAUUCCUCUUUACCCUCACGAUGGUCCUGUUGUUCAUCCAGACUGGUUUCCCAAGGUCAUUGACGAGCAGUCGCCACAAACUUUUUGGGACUCCUUCUGUAGAUCUGCCCCGGAGCCGACUUGGGAAGAGGAUCUUGCAUGGAAGCCUUGGUGGUUGACCAUCAUCGAUGGUAUCUUCAUUCCUACCCCCGAGCAGCCAAGUGACAAAAUGUCUCCGGAAGAAGAGCUCGACUAUGCACAGAAUAACACUUUCGGGCUCCACAGCGAUGGAGCUGCUGAGUGGUACGCCACCAAAGAAAAGCUGAAGCACAUUGAGAAGAAAAAGAAGAGAGCAGAGAUGAAAGAAAAGAGGAAAGAGUCGAUGGAAUUGUUGAAGACCUACCAAAUCCAGGUCCCAGACAGAUCUAUCAAGCCGGAGCUCAACAUCUAUCUUCGCCCGAUGAAAGCUUCAGACAUUCCCCAGGUCACGAAGAUUUACAAUUGGCAUCAAGAGCAUAGUGUCUCACCACCGGAAGUUGACCCUGUUCCUCUACGAAUCAUGCAAGACCGUAUUGCAAGCAUUGAGCAAGCUCAUUUCCCCCUCAUUGUCGCUGUUGAGAAGGUCGCAUCCAAGAAGUCCAGGUAUGGUGAAUUUGCUCUUACAGAGAACAUUGCUGGCUACGCAUACGUCGAUGACUACCACUCCCGAGCUGGAAUGCACCGCUACACUGGAGAGAUUGAUGUCUACGUUCGCCAUGAUUGUCGUCGCAAACUAGUCGGUACUUGCCUCAUGGACAAACUUAUGUCGCUUGUUGAUCCCGGCUUUGACGAACGAGGAGGCUACGAUUGGCGUAGCGGAGAAGACUCGACCGGCCAAUACAUGCGCGGUGGUCGUCGUAUGAUGGGCAAGAUGAUGAUCAGAGUCGGCUACUUUGAUGGCGAUGUCCCCGGCUAUGAACGUGCGGAGAAAUUCCUGAAUCAAUUCAACUUCACCAUAUGUGGCAAUGAAGAGAAAGUUGGUGCCAAGGACGGUCGAUUCACCAAUGUUGCUCCUUUCCAGUACACGACCAGCUACAUUACCACGAAUCUCCUGAACCCAACGUACUAGACGCAAGUCCGCUCGACUAUGAUACAGCAGAAUGCAACUGCCAGUGUAAAUCCAUACAGUGUCGUCAUUUCUGCCGAAGCUAUCGAUGUACACCAAACUUGCCUACAGGAAACCUCAUACGUCGAAAAUUGGGCAGAAGGAAACUGCCAGCACAAAUCCACUCGAGCAGAAGGAAACUGCCAGUACAAAUCCAUUCGAGCAGAAGGAAACUGCUAGUACAAAUCCACUUGAGCAGAAGGAAACUGCCAGUACAAAUCUAAGGUGUCAUGGAAAGACACCUUCGAACGAUUUCACGGCUCUUCGCUGUGUAGA